Messenger RNA from Trematomus bernacchii (emerald rockcod), 1403 nucleotides. RefSeq lists its product as uncharacterized. The record is from RefSeq and is a predicted model, not a curated record. Gene Ontology annotation, molecular function: protein binding. NCBI's taxonomy places the organism in Eukaryota, Metazoa, Chordata, Actinopteri, Perciformes, Nototheniidae. Bases 148 to 762 code for a protein of 204 amino acids. The transcript is spliced from 4 exons.
CACACUCUGAGCUCAGGAAGCAACCACACACACUGCUCUGGUGCACAGCAGAGGAAACUCAGGACCUGCACAGUCGUCAGCUCUUAAAAUCUCUCUUCCUGCGCUCCCCAGGCUCAGGCCGCUCUGAGAUCUGCCGUCGGACUGACGAUGCCACAGACUAUCCAGCAUUCCCUCAGUCAUGUCCUCCUUUUGUGGAUCACCAUCCUUUCCAUCGUCCAGGUUGUGUUCAUCACCCUGUUCUUCACAACAGGACAUCACAGCCGGGCUUUGAGCAGUAGCACUGUAGCUCCAGCGGGCCCCAUGCAAUUCCAGGCUACCAAUACGCCCUUGGCCCCCUCGGAGCAUACGCUCAUGGGAAAAGCUGAAAUGCUCACCUUUAAGGCUACUGGAGCCAAUAGGAAAAUCGCAUGGGCAACAAAGAAUCAAGAUCAAAUCCUGGUUUCAGUAGAACAAGGAGGAACAGUUCUGAAAAUAAAGAAGGAUGGAUAUUUCUUACUAAAUCUUCAGGUGACACUGUCUCCAUGCAAUGGUACAAUGGGAUCGCUGUACACAGUCAGUCUGAAUUCAAGUGACACAGUCAUCCUGCAGGGCGGGAUCAACACUAACACCUGCAGCACCGGCCUGCUCGGGAAGGUGGAGGAGCUCGCUGCAAACGACAGCCUGGAGGUCACCAUCAAACCGCAAAACGAGGCCAUCAUUAGUAUCAUUGAUGACCACGAAUAUCUUACCCACCUGGAUAUCGUGUUUUUUCCGAGGAAUUAGAUCUAUACAUUCUAAUCAUAAAUAUCAAUCUGUCGAGAUGUGGGACCUGCACAGCUGGCAGAAUGUACUCUUCUCUUGUUACAACACAGACUUCUGUCUUUGCUUUUGUAUCACCAGACCCAAACUCAGCUCUGUUACUAUAGAAAGAAUAUGAAGUAUACCAUUUGUAUUUUUGUAAUUUAAUAGAUUAGACCAUGAAGCAUAAUUGUCAUUACUUUACCAAUAGCAGUGAUCAAGGAGGAAAUGUUUAGUCAGCGAAGGAGUUUUUAUCUACAUCAUUGUCCCCCCCCUUUUAGGAGUUUCUAAUAUCUAGAAUGUGCAGUAGUUUAAAGCAACUUUUUAUUCUUAAUUUCCACAUCUACUGGCUGGACUUUGUUAUUUGCACUGCAGCUUUUAUUUGCGACUUGCUGAUUUUUAUUUCUUGAUAUGUUUUGAACUUUUAUAUAUUUAUGUUGAAUUUAUUUAUUGUUUUGACCUUAAAUAUAUACGAUAUUUUAUAUUUAACACAAUUCCAUGGGCUUGUCAGCAAUUAACCAAUGAAUGUAUGUCACUGUGUGGCUAAGUAUGUCAUUUGUGUGGCAUGCAUAUAUUGUGAGUCACUAGAAUGUAUGACACUGUUUUCAUUGUUAAUAAUUGAACUA